Messenger RNA from Ornithodoros turicata, 1224 nucleotides. RefSeq lists its product as uncharacterized. Bases 1 to 1224 code for a protein of 407 amino acids. NCBI's taxonomy places the organism in Eukaryota, Metazoa, Arthropoda, Arachnida, Ixodida, Argasidae. The transcript has a single exon. The record is from RefSeq and is a predicted model, not a curated record. Gene Ontology annotation, molecular function: zinc ion binding; nucleic acid binding.
AUGUCAAGCUCCGUACAGGAGGAUUCAACGGCUAGGCCUAGCCGCGGUGUCACGAAUGAUUCUACGCUAGAAGGUUCUACGGAAUACAAGUUAAUUCUCCCACCGCUUCCUGCUGGUACAGCGACGCUCAAUACCGUAUUCCUACAUGGCGACAUCACAGGUAGGCCUUAUAAAGCGGAACAUUUCGAGGAAGGACUGAAAGCGGUGCUCAACAUAAAAGAAGAGGUUGUCAGCACAGGAGUAUACCAGAUGAAUCACGUGUGGGUGGUGACUCUGCAAUCUGCGUUGUCGAAGCAGAAAUUAGUCAGUCUAAAAGAGCUGCAAGUGAAGGGCAAGCAAUGCCACAUCAUCGAUCCAAACGUAAAAGAAGUGCAAGUGAAGCUGCAUUGGCUCCCGGUAUUUGUUCCGGACGAGGAGGUAAAAAAUGUGUUUGAACCGUUUGGAAAAAUCAUGCAGCUGGAAAAAAUCAAAUGGACAAGACCAGGCAUGGAGGGAGUGUACACUGCAACAAGGUCGGCCAAGCUCAGAUUAGGGAAAGGAAUAACUGUCGACAGCUUGCCACACCAGGUCAAAGUGUUCGGAGGGACAGUCCUCGUGGUCGCACAGGGAAGGCCCCCCCUCUGCUUGAAAUGCAGGAGAGUUGGGCACGUUCGCAGGGAAUGCCGCGCAGUUAAAUGCAGUAAGUGUUUCCGCUUCGGACACCCAGAAGAGGAAUGUGUGAGAACAUACGCCAGGGCAGCUGAGGCGAAAACUAAAGACGACAUCGAGCAACAGGACAUGUUCGUCGACGAAGAGGACAUGAACACUUUGCAACUUGAAGGCCAAGAUAUGUCACGUAAAGCAGGGCACGAGGAACUAAGCCGGAAAACAGGAGAAACAAGCCCAAAACAGCUUGCGUCAGGAUGUGAUCACAUAGAAGAAGCCGCCGAUGAUAAUAACACAGGAGGCACAAAAGAAAACAAGCUUCAAAAAGAGGAACAGAUAGACACUGGUGAUGCAGAGCAAGAAAGUGAGUCAGCGUCAAUAAAGGAGAAAGCCUUAAGCGUAGCCGAUAAGAGAAGCAAUGUGUUGAAGGAUGGUCAACUGCAAGGACACGACGAAGGCGACAUCGAAGACCGGACAGGUUUUAAGUGGAAAGUCGUCCCGAAUCGCAGAAACAGGUUCAACUCUGCUCCAAAGCUACCAACAGAAGAAAGACGGAGAAGUUCGUCGAACCAUUACUGA